CGGCGGCGUCGGUGGCGGCUGCGGGGGAGGGGCUCGGCGUCAGCGCGUCGCCGGCUGGGCCGCGCCGGUGGCCAGGAGGGAGAGACAAGGAGGAGGAGAUGUGAGUACUCCCACUGACAUGUGGUCUCACCAUUGACAUGCUGCCCUUGCCAGAGGCUCUAACCAUGUGACCACAUCAUCUUGGAGUUGAACCUCUAAAACUGUACCUUUGCAAAAGACCAGAUUGGACAUCUGCAGAGAUAUCGGUAUACCUGGUUUAUCAGUCUGCUCCACAAAAACCUAGUGAUGUCCACUAUUUGCCCUGGGCUGGCCCUCGGGUUGUGCUUCAAGAAGAGUACAGGGAGGAACAUAUUUUCUUCUUGCCUCAGAAGUUGCAAUAGAAGUUUGAACGGGCCAAUGAGUAUACUCAUCAUUGAGGCGUUCUAUGGAGGCUCCCAUAAACAGCUAGUAGAUCUGCUCCAAGAAGAACUAGAGAGCUGUGUCCUUUAUACCCUUCCUGCAAAGAAAUGGCAUUGGAGAGCACGAACAGCAGCUUUGUACUUCUCUCAGAACGUUCCCAUCAGUGAGCAUUAUAGGAUCCUCUUUGCAAGUUCAGUGCUUAACCUGACUGAACUGACUGCCCUUCGGCCUGACCUUGGGAAAUUGAAAAAGAUUCUGUACUUCCACGAGAACCAGUUGGUAUAUCCUGUCAAGAAACAUCAAGAGAGGGAUUUUCAAUAUGGUUACAACCAAAUUCUUUCAUGCCUAGUGGCUGAUAUGGUGGUUUUCAACUCAGUUUUUAAUAUGGAGUCAUUUCUCACUUCUAUUGGAAAAUUUAUGAAGCUGAUUCCUGAUCACAGACCCAAGGAUCUGGAAAGCAUCAUCAGACCCAAGUGCCAAGUUAUUUACUUUCCCAUCAGAUUUCCUGAUGUGAGUAGGUUCCUAUGGACCUGUCUUAAGAAAUCUGGGAGAUUCAUGCCCAAGCACAAAAUAACCCAUUUAAAGAGGAUGCUCAGCCUUAAAGGAAAUGGUGGUGCCGCUCCAUCCAUGGCCUGUCCUUCCCAACAGGAGCAAAGAGAUUCUGAGAAUUUACUAGAGGAUUUUAAUUCAGAGUAUAAUGUACACUUUGACCUUGGUACUGUACAACAAGAAAACCUGGAUAACUCAUCAAUGCAAGAGCCAGACUCAAGACAAUCCAACUCAUCUGUUAAUUCAAGCUCUCAUCAUGGGGAAAAUGAACAAAAUCUGACUCUCAAUCCCUGUGACACUCUGCGAGGAGUUGACAAUCAGCAAAGACCACUGCACCUUGUCUGGCCUCAUAGGUGGGAGCAUGACAAAAAUCCGGAGAGUUUUUUUAAGGUAUUAAUGCAUCUAAAGGACUUAGGACUAAAUUUCCAUGUCUCCGUCCUUGGAGAAACCUUUACAGACGUCCCAGAUAUAUUUUCAGAGGCCAAAAAGGCAUUGGGAUCUUCGGUCUUACAUUGGGGCUACUUACCCUGCAAAGAUGACUAUUUCCAAGUACUGUGCAUGGCUGAUGUUGUCAUCUCAACAGCUAAGCAUGAAUUCUUUGGAGUGGCAAUGUUGGAAGCUGUUUAUUGUGGUUGUUACCCCCUUUGUCCCAAAGAUUUGGUUUAUCCUGAAAUAUUUCCAGCUGAAUAUCUGUAUUCUACACCUGAACAGCUUUCAAAAAGGCUCCAGAAUUUCUGCAAGAGACCAGAUAUUAUAAGAAAACAUCUCUAUAAGGGUGAAAUUGCUUCAUUUUCUUGGGCAGCCCUACGUGGUAAAUUCAGGUCUCUGCUUACAACAGAACCUAGGGAAGAUUUGUGACAGAUGGGACUAAGUCACAAACUUGCAGCCUAAGGCAGAAUCUGAAGAACUUUCCAGAGUGUGCCCAUAUUUACCUGAUCAGAGAGAAAAGAAAAUCUGCAGAGGAAGCCGAGCCUGGCUGCUUGUCAUAGCUGACACAGAGCCAUCUGCCACAAACCUGUGGCGGCUUCAGAUCUCCAAUCCCUGCCACCACCCCAACUCAAAUUAAAUACAGAUUCCUAGAGACGUUAUGAUGGUUACACAUGUCCUCGGCAUCACAUGUAGGAGACUGUUCAAAAAAAAUAUGUGGCCUGUUGUAUAACCGCACUCAUGUAUCCCAUAUGUGGUGCCACAUUGAAUUUCCGGUUGAAUCCGUUUUUAUCCUUUGUACUGGAUGACAUGGUGCCUGAAUUCUUUCUUUUCGCCGACACGAUGGCAGCCAAACUGCAGCUUCAAACGCUCACACUUGGCUGGGUUUCUACCUAGGUUGCCAGGUUAUCAUCGGAGCCUUCUUGUGUCCUCAAAGGGCCACAGGGCCUGAAAGGAAGAUCAGAAUGCUACCGGACUAAUUGGGCAGCCAUCUCAGAAUUGUUUGUGGGCAAAGGGCUGCUUUAGCACUUUUCUUUUAGCAAAUUAAUGACUCUGUGGCACAGGAGUUUUUAAGUGAAGGUAUUAAUAAGGAGUCUGGCAGGUAUUCCCAUGAUUCACAGAGUUACAUUUGCAUUUAAUUAAUCUUAAAGAAAGUUGCAAGAUAAACAGCUGUAAUUCGGACAAACAUGGCAAAUACAGUCAGUGGAUCCACCUCACCCAUAAAAUGAAUACUAAGAUACUUAUUUUUUUUCCAGGAGUAAAAAUAAAGAAAUGAAAAUACUUCUAAGAAAACCAGUAAUUUUGAUACAAAUAUUCUCCAAAAAUAUUUUUAGCCAGCUACAAAUGUAAUCUUUUCAAGAUAAAUCACUUAUGAUUCCAAUAGUCAAGCUGCUGUAUUUGUUGAUGCAAAGAUGUUUUGAAUGACUAGAUUGUAAAAUAAAUUUUUAAUAAAGUGCCCACUGCAAUUUUUAAUUAGCA
This is a messenger RNA of Sciurus carolinensis (gray squirrel), 2853 nucleotides long. RefSeq names its product glycosyltransferase like domain containing 1 (gene Qtman). The record is from RefSeq and is a predicted model, not a curated record. Bases 286 to 1806 code for a protein of 506 amino acids. The transcript is spliced from 15 exons. Gene Ontology annotation, molecular function: glycosyltransferase activity. NCBI's taxonomy places the organism in Eukaryota, Metazoa, Chordata, Mammalia, Rodentia, Sciuridae.